UGGUUUCCAGGAGGCAGUGAGACUAGUCUUUGCAUACAGGACAAAGAAAGCACAAGGCAUUUACAAUUACUGAUAGGUGGAGUUGUAGCUUCCAGCCAAUUUCUAUUGACUUCUCCAAAGAAAAAAACAUAAAGUUGCUUGCAAAUUGCAGUGACUUUUUUAAUAGCUAGUCUUCCACUGAGAGAGAGAUCUCUCAGUAUACCAUUGAUUUCCUAAUUUCCCUCACCAAAUUUCUUAAACCUUUCUCAUGAUCUGUGCUUCCUUUUUCUGAUUGAAUCGAAUCAUCGCGUAUUCUGUUCUUGAUCUGUAUCUUUCUUGCUUGAAAGAUCAGCUUUCCCAGAGUUUCAACAUUGGGGCGCGUCCACACGUUUCCCCACUCAGCAAUUAGCUUCAGAUUCUUUUGUUAAAAUUCUUUUGAAUCCAGGGCAAAAUGGUUCAAUCAAAUGACCCAUUUUGGCACCAUGUUGCGGAGAUGAAGUGUAUGUAUUGUGGGCAUCAAUUUGCUGCUGCUACUUCCAUUUCAAGGAUCAAAUGGCAUUUGUCAGGAGAGGAAGGGCAUGGUGUUGCAAUUUGUGGACAAGUUCCUAAACAAGUUCAAGAAGCAGCUUUUCUAGACAUGCAAGGUCGCAACAAAAGACAUAAAGGCAUAGCAAGCUCAAGCAAUGUUAAUGAUAAUGCCAUUUCAUCCACUCCACAAGAACAAAAUAAUGAAGUCGACAAUUUGGCAGGAGAUGCAGGAAAGACACAAGCACCAGAUAUAAUGGAGGUUGAUACAGAGAACGAGCCACUGAUCAAAAUGCUUCGACAGAAGGAUCCAGUUUUGCAUCAUGUUGACAGAUCUUUUUGGGAGCAUCAUGUUGACAGAUCUUUUUGGGAAUAUCUUGAAAAGAUGGAUGAUGGUCGCAUGAGGUGUAAGUUUUGUGGGCAUUUAUUUCCCAAAGCUACUUCCAUUUGGAGGAUCAAAUUCCAUUUAGCAGGAGUGACAGGCCGUGGUGCUAAAAAUUGUGCACAAGUGCCUCAACAUAUCCAGGAUGCAGCCCUUGCAGCAAUUGGUGGCCCUCCAGCAAAAAAACCUAAACCUCUAGGUGGCUCAAGCAAUGACGAGGUCACUAAUGCAAUUUCAGCUUCAGCACAACAACAGAACAAUGAAAUGAUGAUUGGACACCAACGAGAAGAUCUUUCUCUCGAAGAUUGGAUGGCUAGCAUCACUGUUGAAGACAUGGAGCUUCUGGAGAGAGGAGGAGCAACCAGGAUUGGAUCUUCUGUUAGGGGAGGUCGCGAGACAGGCGAAGCAGAGCAACUGCUCAAAAUGAGUCGACCAAAUGAUCCUUUUUGGGAAUAUGUUGAAAAUAAGGAUGGUGGUAGCAUGACGUGCAAGUUUUGUGGGCAUUGUUUUACCCAAGGUACUUCCAGUAGGAGGAUCAAAUUGCAUUUGGCUGGAGUGAGAGGGCGUGGUGUUAAAAUUUGUAAAAAUGUUCCACAAGAAGUUCGAGACGCAGCUUGUGAAGCAGUUAAUGAUAGCCCUCCAGAAAAGAAACUUGAAACUGCUGCAGGCUCAAGCACAAACGAGGUCGCUAAUGCAAUUUCAGCUUCAACGCAAGAACAGAACAUUGAAGUGACAUAUGUAGAGAUGGCACUACAAGGAGGACCUUUUUUCACUAGAGAACUUGCAUGGGCAAAUGAUUUGAGAGGUAGCUCUCAUGAUUCAUCCCGACCAGCAGAUGAUCAACUCUGUUCAUCAGUAAACAAUGAUGUCAAUAUGAAAGAUGUGCAGAACAAGGUUGGAGUCAAGACAGAACCAGUACUGUUUCAAGUGGUGGAACAAAGCAAUGCAGAACCUGUCAGUUUGGCAGGGCAUGCUGGAAGUAUACAAGUAGGAGUUCAUGGCAUGGAACAAGGUGCGGAGGAAGAGAGAAUUUGCCCGAACUUAGCGGCAAAUGGCAUGGAAAACCCUUGUGAUGGAUCUAGUCAGCAUUCCAGGAGACUCAUAAUUGAUGCACAAGAUAAUACAAACUCUGCUUUUUUAAUUAAGGAGGAGGAUGUGGAGAACAAUCUUGGAAGAUUAGUGCAGCCCGGCGCAGGAGCUAGCUCUUCUGGAGGGGUUGCAUGCAAAACAAAUAAGAUUAAAGGAGAUGCAUUACUAACGAGAAAAAUGGUGGGUCAAGCAUUCAACGACCACAAGGAGACUAUCCAAUCUUUGUUGGAGCACAAUGAAGUUUCAAGCAUUGGCAUCUAUGGGAUGGGCGGAGUGGGAAAGACCACAUUGGUGACACACAUUUAUAAUCAGCUUCUAGAAAGACGAGACACUCAUGUUUACUGGAUUACUGGUUCACAGGAUACCAGCAUUAAUAGAUUGCAGACAAGUCUCGCAAGACGUAUUGGUUUAGAUCUUUCCAGUGAAGAUGAGGAGCUGCAUAGAGCGGUCGCGUUGAAAAAAGAAUUAAUGAAGAAACAGAAAUGGGUUCUGAUUUUAGAUGAUUUGUGGAAGGCUUUUGACCUACAAAAGCUAGGAGUUCCUGACCAAGUUGAGGGAUGCAAGCUGAUUCUCACAACUCGAUCAGAAAAGGUUUGUCAACAGAUGAAAACCCAACACACGAUCAAAGUGCAGCCUAUUUCGGAGGAGGAGGCUUGGACCUUGUUUAUUGAGAGACUUGGAGAUGACAUAGCACUUUCUUCAGAAGUGAAACGAAUUGCUGUGGAUAUUGUAAGGGAAUGUGCUGGUUUGCCAUUGGGAAUUAUUACAAUGGCAAGAAGCAUGAGGGGAGUGGAUGAUCCAUAUGAGUGGACGGAUACAUUGAAGAAAUUGAAAGAAUCAAAAUGUAGGGAAAUGGAAGAUGAGGUAUUCCAGUUAUUGAGGUUUAGUUAUGAUCAGUUAAAUGAUUUAGCAUUACAACAAUGUCUCUUGUAUUGUGCAUUGUAUCCUGAAGAUCAUGAGAUUGAAAGGGAAGAGCUGAUAGGUUAUUUGAUCGAUGAGGAAAUAAUUGAAGAAAUGAGGAGCAGGCAAGCAGCAUUUGACGAGGGACACAUGAUGCUUGAUAAACUUGAAAAAGUCUGUUUAUUGGAAAGAGUUGGUUAUCGUAGAUAUGUCAAGAUGCAUGUUUUGAUUAGGGGCAUGGCCCACCAAAUACUCCAAACGAACUCUCCAGUCAUGGUUGGGGAUUUUCGUGGAGGAUUACCAGAUGUGGAUAUGUGGAAAGAGAAUCUAGUGAGAGUCUCUCUGAAGCAUUGUUAUUUCAAGGAAAUUCUUUCUAGUCAUUCACCAAGAUGUCCCAAUCUUUCAACUUUAUUGCUAUGUGAUAAUGAAGGGUUGCAAUUUAUUACAGGUUCUUUUUUCACGCAAUUGCAUGGGCUCAAGGUUCUUGACCUGUCUCAUACAAACAUCACAAAAUUGCCUAAUUCUGUCUCUGAACUGGUGAGUCUCACUGCAUUGUUGCUCAAAGAAUGCAGAAAUUUAAGGCAUGUACCAUCAUUAGAAAAGCUCAGAGCACUGAAGAGGUUAGAUCUCUCUGGUACUCGGUCACUUGAAAUGAUGCCUCAAGGCAUGCAAUGUCUAUCCAACCUGAGGUAUCUGAGGAUGAAUGGAUGUGGUGAAAAGGAGUUUCCUCCUGGGAUAUUACCAAAUCUUUCUCAACUGAAAGUCUUUAUAUUAGAGGAGAUUGAUUAUGACUACUUUCCAGUAACAGUUGAAGGAAAGGAAGUAGGAUGCUUGUGGGAGUUGGAAAAUUUGGAAUGCUAUUUUAAGGGUCAAUCUGACUUUGUGGAGUAUCUCAAUUCUCGGAAUAAGAUCCAAUCACUAAGAAAAUACCAUAUUUUCGUAGGAUCACGGGAUAAAGGUUGUGAUCGUGAAAUAGAUGAUGGUGAAAUGAAGCUUGAUUAUGGCAUAAGUAAAACAGUUUCGUUGGGUAAUUUGCGUAACCAAGGAGAUGGAGAUUUUCAAGUCAUGUUCCCAAAAGACAUUCAACAACUGGUUAUUUAUGAUUGUUCAUGUGAUGUUUCCUCUCUAAUAGAGCAUUCAACAGAACUGGAGGUCAUCCACAUUGAGGAUUGCAGUAGCAUGGAGAGCUUGAUUUCAUCUUCUUGGUUCUACCCUUCUCCAACACCAUUGCCAUCUUAUAAUGGUGUAUUUUCUGGUCUUAAAGUGUUCAAUUGCUCUGGAUGUAGUCGUAUGAAGGAGUUGUUCCCUCUUGUCUUGCUGCCAAACCUCGUAAACCUAGAAAAGAUUACAGUUAGAGAUUGUGAGAAGAUGAAGGAGAUAAUAGGUGGAACAAGAUCAGAUGAAAAAGGGGUUAUGGGUGAAGAAAGCAACAACAACAGCUUUGGACUCAAAUUGCCAAAGUUAAGAGAACUGACAUUGAGGGGAUUACCAGAACUGAAAAGCAUUUCUAGUGCAAAACUGAUUUGCGAUUCCCUGGAAUUAAUUGAAGUAUUGUAUUGUGAGAAGCUGAAGAGGAUGCCAAUAUGUCUUCCGUUGCUUGAAAAUGGCCAGCCAUCUCCUCCCCCUUCUCUUAGAAGAAUUGAGAUAUGUCCAGAAGAAUGGUGGGAGUCAGUAGUGGAGUGGGAGCAUCCUAACACUACAUAUGUCCUUCGUCCCUUUGUAAAGGUUCAGGAGACGAUAUUGCCCCUUGAUUUGGAUAUUGAAUUUCGGGGCCGAAAAAGAAAGGGGAUGGAAAUGGUUAUACAGAAUGAUCCAUUUUGGGAAUAUGUUGAGAAGCUGGAUGGUGGAAGUUUCAAGUGUACAUUUUGUGCCUAUAAAUUUGCUACUGCUACUUCUGUUUCGAGGAUCAAAUGGCAUUUGGCAGGGCGUGGUGUUAAAUUAUGUGACAAAGUUCCUGAAGAAGUUCAAGAUGCAGCCCGUGCAGCAAUUGAUGGUCCUCCAGAAAAGAAACAAAAAGUUAUAGCAGGUUCAAGCAAUAACGAUGGCAAUAAUGCAAUUACAACUUCUGCACAAGAACAAAACUAUGAAGGGAGACAUGUAGAAAUGGCACAACAAGGAGAAGCUUUUUCCCCUACAGCGCUCAAAGUUUGUUUGGAUAGCAUCGUUGAUAAAGAGAUUGAGUUUAGGCAUGAUGCAUCUGAGACUAUACCGAUAACCGAACAAGUGCAGAAUCUGAAGAGAGGUAGCUCUCUUGAGAGGCCAUCAAUUAAUCAAGCUGACGGGCCUCGAGGAGAUUCAUCCCCACCAAAGGAUCUAUCGUGUCUUGGCCUUGGAAGUUAUCAUGAUCAACUCUGUUCUCCAUCAGUAAAAAACGAUGUCAUGAUGGAUGAUGUGCAGAACAUAGUUAGGGAGAAAACAGAGCCAGUAGCUAGUAUGUUAGAGCAAAGCAAUACAAUACUUAAUAAAUUGGCAGGUGAUGAUGGAAGGAUACAGGUGGGAGUUCAGGGCAAGGAACAAGGUGCAGAGGAAGAGUUGAUUUGUUCGCAUCCAGAAGCGGAAAGUAGCAUGGAAUACACCUGUGAAGGAUUUAUUCAGCAAAUUGACAGAAAUGUCUCCCCAGAACGAGCUAGAUUAAUGGAGAACAGUAGUGGAAGAUUAGUGCAAACCGGCACAAGUGCUAGCUCUACAAAGCUAGUGGGUCAAGCAUUUGAACAGAAUAUGAAGGUGAUAAGGUCUUGGUUAAUGGAUGAUGAAGUCUCAACUAUUGGCAUUUACGGAAUGGGGGGAGUUGGUAAAACAACAAUGCUGCAACAAAUCUGUAAUGAGCUUCUAGGAAGACCAGGCAUUUCUCAAGAUGUUUGCUCGGUGACUAUAUCUCAAGACUUUAAUAUUAAAACAUUGCAAAAUCUCAUUGCUAAACGUCUUGAUUUAGAUAUUUCAAGCGAAGACGAUGAUAAGAGUAAAGCUGUCAAAUUGGCAAAAGAACUAGAGAAGAAACAAAAAUGGAUUCUCAUUUUAGAUGAUUUGUGGAACUCUUUUGAGCCACAAGAAGUGGGGAUUCCUAUCUCAUUGAAAGGAUCCAAGCUCAUUAUGACAACUCGAUCAGAAAUGGUUUGUCGGCAGAUGAAUAGCCAAAACAAUAUAAGAGUGGAUCCUCUUUCUGAUGAAGAAUCUUGGACUUUGUUCAUGGAGAAGCUUGGACAAGACAAACCACUUUCUCCAGAAGUGGAACGAAUUGCUGUAGAUGUUGCAACGGAAUGUGCUGGUUUGCCAUUGGGAAUUGUUACAUUAGCAGAAAGUUUGAAGGGAGUGAAUGACCUAUUUGAGUGGAGGAUUACAUUGAAGAGAUUGAAAGAAUCAAAUUUUUGGCACAUGGAAGAUCAGAUAUUCCAGAUAUUAAGAUUGAGUUAUGAUUGUUUAGAUGAUGCAGCACAACAAUGCUUCGCAUAUUGUGCAUUAUUUGAUGAAUGUCAUAAGAUUGAAAGGGAGGAGUUGAUAAAGUCGUUUAUCGAGGAGGGGAUAAUUAAAGAAAUGAACAAUGGCCACUCAAUUCUUGAUAGACUAGAAGAUGUCUGCUUAUUGGAAAGAAUUGAUGGUGGUAGUGCUGUUAAGAUGCAUGACUUGCUCAGGGACAUGGCCUUGCACAUACUGGAUGAGUACUCUCUAAUCAUGGGCUAAAGAAGAAGAAGAAGAAGAAGAAAUCAAAACAGACUUUGCUGGUGACAAACUUAAUUACAGAGAUUGCAUCUGUAGUUUUUUAUCAACUGGGUUAUGCAUUAUAUAUGUAUGGAUAUGCUCGUCAGACAAAAGAUAAUCCAAUCAAGAUGUGUCAUUUUCUUAUUA
Populus trichocarpa (black cottonwood) is the source of this 6718-nucleotide messenger RNA. RefSeq lists its product as uncharacterized. Gene Ontology annotation, molecular function: ATP hydrolysis activity; protein binding; DNA binding. The transcript has 10 exons. Bases 431 to 6553 code for a protein of 2040 amino acids. Gene Ontology annotation, biological process: defense response to other organism. Lineage: Eukaryota; Viridiplantae; Streptophyta; Magnoliopsida; Malpighiales; Salicaceae. The record is from RefSeq and is a predicted model, not a curated record.